AUGUAUCGGAAGUUGUCUAAGUUAGAACACUCGGAAAUAAAACAACUUCUUACAGAAGCUAAUAUAGAUGUUGCAAAACAUUACGCAACAAACAAAAAAGCACUCGCUGACUUCAUUAAAGACUAUAAUGGUGCAAUAAGUUAUGAUAGAAUUCAUGAGUUCAUAAAGCUGCAACGCGGCGAGGACGAAGUCCAUGCAAGAGCAUUUCCUUUAAAUGACGUUGCUAUUGACUUAUAUCAUAGACGUUCAGUACCUCAUGAAGUAAGAAGAGAAAUGUUUGACAUAACAAAUGCGAACGUUGGUGAAACAAGAAGAAGAGACGACACACUGAAACAACAGAGAAGAGAGAU
Molecule: messenger RNA, 350 nt
Organism: Trichomonas vaginalis G3
Lineage: Eukaryota; Parabasalia; Trichomonadida; Trichomonadidae
Product: organellar and viral DNA polymerase type B
Exons: 1
Source: RefSeq, a predicted model, not a curated record